AUGGCAAGGACUGUGACCGAUCCAGCGCUACAGGCCUUCCUUAAGCCUCUGAAGAAUGAUAUCGAAAAGCUGUACAGCUUGUCCUCACGUCUCUCACUCACCUAUCGCGAGCUAGCCGCAAGUUCCUCGGAGCUCUUCUCGCCGACAGCGACGACACGCCUGCCCACUGGCCGAGAGAAAGGUCGUUAUCUGGCUGUGUAUCUGGGUCUGCAUUACCUGCGGGUCGCCUUUAUCGAGCUACUCGGGGAAGAGCAAGUGGGAAAGCACUCACAUGUCCGCCGCACACUCGAGAAGGCCUGGCCUAUUGAAGACCGCCUGCGCCGAGACCAAGCCACGUCGCUCUUUGCGUGGAUUGGUGAUUGUAUCGCCGAAGUGAUUCACGAUGAUCUGGCGAAUUCCAAGGUCGAUGCGCCGUCCGAGGUGGCUAUGGGUAUCUCCUUCUGUUUUCCCAUUAAACAAAAAUUCCACAAUGAAGCAAUUCUCCUACCAACCGGGAAGGGCUUUGCGCUCGGCGCCUCUCUUAAUCUACAGCAGGCCCUGUUAGAUGGCUACGAGUGCCACACACGGCGCUCGGACGAGGACCCUGCUGAGAUGCCUGCCAAACGACAGAAGAAAUACUGUCUACCCAAAUUGAAAAUCACAGUCAUGACUAACGAUACUAUUGCGACUCUUGCAUCGCUGGCAUAUUCCAUCCGCGCUUUGCCGAACACGCGGGUGGUCAUGGGCCUGAUUUGCGGUGCAGGCUGCAACUCUGCCGUGCCCAUGAAGCUGGCGGACCUACAAGAAGAAAAGACCCGACAUAUCCGAGAAAAGGCCCCCGAGGCGGUCAACACAGUAGUCUCAACGGAAUGGACUCUUCGGGGUGCAACGGCGCCAUUGGAAGAACUUGGGAUCGUGACUGACUGGGAUAAAGAACUAGACGUUCAUUCUGAUCGCCCGGGAUUCCAGCCAUUAGAGUACCUUAUUGGAGGGCGGUACAUGGGCGAGCUUGUGCGGAUAAUUUGCUACGAAUGGUUUCAUAAAACUAAAGCGGUACCGCGGGAGUCGUUGCCAAUACAGCUGGUCGAGAGGUUUAAGCUAACGACUGACUUCCUCUCCCUCGUCGUAGCAACAAGCUAUUCCGACGACAAACUGGCGAGGAAGCUAUCGGAACGAAUCCCACCUCCGGAAUCGAGCGAUUGGGCAUGGACACCCGAGUAUGCAGGUCAUAUUCGUUCAGUAGCCGCCGCAGUGCAGGACCGUUCUGCUGCCCUGGUAGCAGCGGCGACACUUGGACUUCUUGCCUGCACGCGGGAAAUUCGACUGCAGAAUACGGAACUGCUAGACCCACCGACAAAAGCCGGAUCGGAUGAAGAGGAAGAGUCGUCUGUCACGGCCACUAAGCUCCCUGAGAACGGCACCUCGAUACCGGGUUGGAAGAACGGUCCCGAAGAAUUGGUCGUGGCCGUCUCUGGGGGUGUGAUUCGACAUUAUCCACACUACAAAGAGACAAUACAACGAUAUAUCGACCGCCUUUUGAUCAGCGCUGGGCCUCAGAGUGGAGGGAAAAGCAUCUUCCUCAGGGAAGCCAAUGAUGGCGGCAUCAUUGGUGUAGGAGUUCUAGCCGGAACGGUGGCCGGGGAGAUCAACGGCAUCAUCAGCUCACCCCAAGACGAAGCGGCUAGCCAAAUGGGUGCACCUGAUAUCCCAUAUUUUGCUACGAAGAUGUGA
Molecule: messenger RNA, 1710 nt
Organism: Penicillium waksmanii
Lineage: Eukaryota; Fungi; Ascomycota; Eurotiomycetes; Eurotiales; Aspergillaceae
Product: hexokinase family protein
Exons: 2
Coding region: 1-1710 (569 amino acids)
Biological process (GO): glucose 6-phosphate metabolic process; intracellular glucose homeostasis; glycolytic process
Cellular component (GO): cytosol; mitochondrion
Molecular function (GO): ATP binding; D-glucose binding; fructokinase activity
Source: RefSeq, a predicted model, not a curated record